AUGGCCGAGGCCUUCGCAUACUAUCGUGGGGCCGGGUGGUCGGCAAAGAUUAAGUCUAGGACAGGAUGUACGACGUGCAAAACACGUAAAGUCAAGUGUGAUGAGACAAAACCGCAGUGUGUACGGUGCAAGGGCACCGGCCGCAGGUGCACAUACGCCGUGAAUCAAACUCAUACACGCAUCGCCUGUCCGCCGACGCCGUCAAUCGGGAGUAACUAUGCCCUUUGCGAUGUCGUCAACCAUGAGUGGCAGGAGCGACGCGCUUUCGAGUACUAUUUUUACCGCGCAGGACCUGCGAUUGGCGGUUAUUUAGACCAUCGGUUUUGGAAGGGCAUCGUCCCGGAACUAUGCCGAUCGGAGCCCGCAGUUUGGGACGCCGUCAUCGCCAUAAGUGCUCUAUUUGAAGAUCCGGAUCCCUUUAUCGGUCCUCCCAUGGUUCUUAAAGACAACAAAUUGGUCGGGGAGCACACGAAGGCCGUGUCCUGGUACUCGCGGUCCAUGGCACGCGUCCGACAAAGGGUUACACAUAACGACUUCAACCCGCAUGUAGCGCUCAUAACCUGCGUCCUCUACAUCUGCAUCGAGGCGCUCCAGGGCCACACCGUGGAGGCCCUGCAAUUGUAUGAACAGGGGGCGCAUCUCAUUAUGACCCUACGACAGACUUCAACCAUGGCAUACUAUGAAGAUGUAUUGCAAGAGAUCAUAAAACCCAUAUUCUUUCGACUUGGUGCUGCAGCAAUGAUUUCAGGGGGGUAUCCGGUCAGGGAGAGCUUCAGACCUGUAACUAUGCUUGGAAAUUCAAGUUUUGCGACCCUUGCAGCGGCCCAAACAGUUAUGGUUGACCUAGUCACAGAAGCCUUCCUAUUGGGGAACGAAGCAGCGAGAUACCAUGGUUUUCAGGGAUGUGAUAGCAAUAUCGAAUCCUCCUUGAAAGAACAACAGGGCGCUCUGACGCUCAGGCUCGACAGUUGGCAGAGAGCUUUUGCUCACCUACAGGACCGAGAGAUGGGAAAGCCUCCCAAUUCUUCAAAUAUCGGGGCUGUGUCAACGCUGCUGACCUAUCACGUAGUUGCUUCGAUAAUGACCUCCACCUGCCUCGCAGAUAAUGAGAUGGUCUACGAUGCGCAAAUGGAUCGAUUUCGGGAGAUAGUCAAACACGCCACAUCUGCACUCGAUGCAUUCAAUGUGGUUGAUAGCACACAGCCUCCAUUCACGUUUGAGACUGGCAUAGGCCUGCCGGUGUUCUACACGGCAGUGAAAUGUCGGGACCGUUUCCUGCGCCGGAAGGCAUUGAGUCUUCUUCGACGAGCACCCCCGGUUCAAGCAUUUUUCAAGUGUGCAGCAUGGGCCGCGCUUGCUGAAACAAUUAUCCAUAUAGAAGAAGAUCUCGUUCCAGAAUCGCACUCCCGGAUUCCAUCGGCUCCCACUUCUGAAGAUAAGGUACUGGCAUCGGAUAGCCCCGUAUCGGUCUCCUAUAAUCUACCCCAUGCACCGUGUGCACAUCAGAUCACUUCAGCCCAAGUCGUUGCUCUACAGCACGACAGGGUGCCUUUGGGCGGUUUAGAGAAUAACCGAUCGGACUCAUCCAUGUGUGUAGGGCACAUCCCGGACCACCGUCGUGUGCGUGAAUUCGGAGUAUUCCUCGCAGAGGCCAACAGUAGCUGCCCAGCAAAUAGUAGUGACCGCUACAGCGAGCCAACUACUCAGUCUCAUGAGCAGAUCUUCCUUAGGUUCACGCGUAGACGGCGAAAUGGGACCACUGCGCAGCCAAGAGUGGCAGAGUGCUUCCUACCGAUGAAGUAUGGAGAGUGCUAG
This is a messenger RNA of Aspergillus oryzae RIB40, 1815 nucleotides long. Its product is annotated as Zn(II)2Cys6 transcription factor. Lineage: Eukaryota; Fungi; Ascomycota; Eurotiomycetes; Eurotiales; Aspergillaceae. Gene Ontology annotation, biological process: regulation of DNA-templated transcription. The record is from RefSeq and is a predicted model, not a curated record. The transcript has 2 exons. Bases 1 to 1815 code for a protein of 604 amino acids. Gene Ontology annotation, molecular function: zinc ion binding; DNA-binding transcription factor activity, RNA polymerase II-specific.